AUGGCUGAUCUUUGCACGAGGCUCUGGGUGCUCCAGGCAAACCUCUGGCUGAUGGCUCUGGUCACAGGUGGGAUCUCAGCAGACAAGAACAGCACCAGGAGCAGCACAGGUGGCGCGUGCCCCAUGGUGCAGCAGCACCCACGCUAUGUGGCAGCCAAGAAGAACAUGCCUGUCCACUUCAUCUGCUACACUCAGGAGCCCCACAGCAUGCAGUGGUACAAAACGGCAGAGGACAGUGAUGACCUCUAUGAGCUGGACCACAGCAACUCCCGCUACAGCAUCGAGAGGAAAGACAACUUCAUCAACUUCACCAUCUUCAAGAUCAACUAUGCGGACAAUGGCAUCUACGUGUGUGACAGCAAGAACCUCACGGCGGAGAAGAGGUGGCCGCACUUGUGCGGGACAGAGCUCAGAGUCAUGGGUCACAGUAACAUCCAGCAGAUCCAGAGCAGGAACACCCUGAAAGACGCCAUCAUCAUUAUCCAGUCCAUCCUGCUUGUCAUCUUCAUCAGUGUCCCCAUGCUCCUCUUCCUAGAUAAAGGUGAAGGCAAGGAAAGCCCAGAGGAGGACCACACCUAUGAGGGCCUGGAGGUGGAGCAGAUGGCCACCUACGAGGACAUCACUCCUUUCCGGGAUGUGAAGGCCAAGUGGACAGUUGGGGAGCACCCGGGCGAAGAGUGA
Molecule: messenger RNA, 681 nt
Organism: Gavia stellata (red-throated loon)
Lineage: Eukaryota; Metazoa; Chordata; Aves; Gaviiformes; Gaviidae
Gene: CD79B
Product: CD79b molecule
Exons: 6
Coding region: 1-681 (226 amino acids)
Biological process (GO): B cell receptor signaling pathway; B cell differentiation
Cellular component (GO): external side of plasma membrane; B cell receptor complex
Source: RefSeq, a predicted model, not a curated record